Molecule: messenger RNA, 789 nt
Organism: Helobdella robusta
Lineage: Eukaryota; Metazoa; Annelida; Clitellata; Rhynchobdellida; Glossiphoniidae
Exons: 2
Coding region: 1-789 (262 amino acids)
Source: RefSeq, a predicted model, not a curated record
AUGUCGGAUCAAUACUCUGGACUGCAAGCGAGAAUUAAACAAGUCAACAACUUAGUUGAGUGGGUUCCUUGUGCUGCCCAUUUGUUGAAGCUUGAAGCGUCACGCGCUGCAGAAUGUUGUCCCCAGGCUGUAUCCUUUUUUGGAUUAAUACAAAGUAUAUACACAUUUUGUUCAGCCUCUACUGGUCAAUGGACAAAGAUGAUAAGUAAUUUAACGACAGGCGCAGUCGUUUUGAAAAGAGCAGCUGAUACAAGAUGGUCCUCCCACUAUGAUGCCUGUCACGCUUUUGCAGCGAGCCACAAAAUAAUUCGGGAUACACUUAGUCAAAUUGCUUCCGAUAUGUCCGAAAUGCCGUCAAAACGACAUGAAGCCAAAUCAUACAACAAAAAGAUGCAAGAACGGGAAACUGACAAUAUGUCUUUACGAUGGGGGGACAUAAUUGUCUACUUUCACAAGAUCAGCAGGACAUGUCAGACUCCUGUAAUAAAACUAGAUAUCGUUGUCCAGUCGUACUUGUCACUAACGUCGUUUUUCAAAGACAUGCGCGGCAGAUUUCAACAUUAUGAACAAGGUGCCAAAACGAUGGUUGAAAAUGAUUGCUAUUGCGCAGAUACACGAAGAAAAUGUUCAUUGGUAUCUUUUCACGACGACAGUAAAUCAGCUGCAGUAGCUCUCAGACAGGCACGGAUUAGAAGUGAGCAUGGAAACGGGAAUUGCGAAAAUCCCAAGGUUUCCAUGAAAUUCCCGUGGAAAUUGGUAAAAACAAAUUUUCGGGAAUGUUUAUUUUAG